UUUCCUUACUGGCUUGUGACUGUAGCGAACAACAUACCAAGGCUGCUUGCUAUUAUUUCUUGUCACCGAAUAAUAAACCCUAUGGCUUCCAUCGCAUCUUCCCUGACCGCUGAAAACGAGGAGAAGCUGCAGAAUUUUUUCUCCAGAUAUGUUCGUUUUCAUCUUCUGUACAAGAGCAGUCAUCAUGGAGCUGAUUUCGAUCAACUCCUAAACAGGUUUGACCAUCAUGGCAAGUAUGUGCUCAUGGUUUUUCUAAGGUCAGGGUCGGUCAGAGGCGCGUUCGUGAGUAAAAGUCUGAUGGAUGAAAUGAAAUACUCAGAUGUUGAAGCAUUUGUCUUUAAAAUAGAAGGUAAAUAUGGCGAUCGAUUUCCAUACAGCCCCACAGCUAUCACUGUUAGUGUAGAUUCAGAUUCUAUUUCUUUCGGAAAAGGAUUAAACCUUAAAUUGGUUAAUGACACCUGGUACGAGAGCUUCUCCACAGAUGUGAUUUAUGGCAGAAGAAAGCUAGAAGAUGAUAAUGUUUACUGCACAGAUGUGGAGCUUCACCGUGUCCAAGAUGUAGAUGAUAUUUUACCCAACCCUUGGAGAGAGAUGGUCUGGUAUAAAGAGACGAGGGAGAACCUGAGGAAGGAUUUUGUCUCCUACAAGCUGGUGUUGGAGUCUCUACCUCGGGUAAAGGUUUUACUCUUGGGUCCAGUGGGUUCAGGAAAAUCCAGCUUCAUCAACUCUGUCAGAUCCACCAUAUACAAUCGGGUCAUACAUCUGCCCAACGUUGGCACAGCUGUGGAGGGGUUCACGCAGAAGAUGACAACCUAUGAUAUUCGUGUAAACCAGCGAGGUUCGCCAAGUGUCCUGAGUCUCUGUGAUGUGAUGGCACUAGGAGAUGACGACUCUACUGGUCUCUCUUAUGCUGAUGCUCUGGCUGUCAUCAAAGGUCACGUUCCAGAAGGAUACAAAUUUCAGAAAGGUGUUACAGUCACUGAUGCUGUAAGUGGCUACAUUGAGAAACCCACCCUGAAAGAACAGAUUCACGGUGUCCUCUUCGUGCUUGAUGCCUCCAAAGUGACAACAUACCCCAGCAGCCUGGAGUCCAUGCUCAGGAAGCUGCACUCCACUAUAUCAGAACUGGGUAUCCCUCAGCUGGUUUUGCUCACUAACGUGGACCAGGUGUCUCUUGCGGUGCAGGAAGAUGUGAAGGAUGUCUAUUCCAGUCGACCUGUGCAGGAAAAAAUGCAGAAAGCAGCCACGUUGGUUGGACUGCCACUGUCCUAUGUUCUGCCGGUGAAGAACUACGUGUCCAGACUGACGGUUGACUGCAACACUGACAUCCUGCUCCUGAGUGCGGUUAUGAGCAUCCUACAGGCUGUGAACGACUCACUCGAGGACCAAUACGAUUUUCCUGUUCCUUUAACACGUGAUGAUGAUGAUGUCUAGUCUUUUACACAAUUCUAGAUCACACCCCGCCAUUUAUGCUUUAAGGUUAAAUAUCAGCUAAUAGAAAUCUUACAGUAGCACUGGUCUUGUUCAAAAAAAUCUACAAUAUUGAGAUUGUUAAUAAUAACAUAUAUAGAGUUAUUAUAGAAUGUAGAGUUUUUGAUUACUUAUUACUGAUUAUUACUUAUUACUUGAUAACUUAUGGCUUUGCAUUUAUUCUGUUACAACCAAUUCACUUUCCAUUUGACUCCUUGUUACUUCUUUAAUCCUUACUGUUGAAUGUCAUGCGCAGGAGUGCAUCAGUGUCUCUCUGUUGCUAGUUUGGUUCAAGCUACAUUUUUAGUAUUUUACAAUUUUUUAAUGGAUUUUGCUGACCUGAGGAGGAUGAUAAAACAAUUGGACAUGACAUUCAGGAGUCCUGAUCCAUUUCUUUCAGCUUGGGGUCUCAUUUGUUAAAUCAUGAACAGAACAAGUACUAAAUUUUGUGAGCAAGAGUUUGUCUAGAUUUUAUUUUAGCAUAUGAUUUUCUGUUAUUCUAACAAUUAUUUUUCAAUUUACACUGUCACGCUCGCUAUGAAAUGCUUCAGGCUUUUUUAAAAGCAAAACA
Messenger RNA from Hemibagrus wyckioides, 2041 nucleotides. Its product is annotated as interferon-induced protein 44-like. The coding region runs from base 82 to 1434 and encodes 450 amino acids. Lineage: Eukaryota; Metazoa; Chordata; Actinopteri; Siluriformes; Bagridae. The record is from RefSeq and is a predicted model, not a curated record. The transcript has 7 exons.